AGUCUUGCGCGACUGCACUAAAUACCAGGCCACCUGUCGCUCGAACAGCCGCGCGGAAUGGACGUAUUGUAAACCUGUGGACUUGAACAAUUUGCGCCAUGGCUCAGUCAAAAGAGCUUUUCUCUCGAUUGGGGGAGCUCGUCGCGCAGCUGGAGCUGCCCUCGCCUUCGCAUGCCGUCCGCUAUGUGGGCCCAGAGCGCGACGUGCUCAUAGACCGGCUGCUGAAGAGGCUGGUGCCGGGUGACCUAGCGGACGCCCUCUUGCGCCACGUACCCGAGACGGAGUUUCCCCCGGGCAUAUCCGAGGAGGAGGCCCAGGCAUAUCGGUACGCUUACGCCCUGCGGCUAAUCCGGGUACCCGCCACGGCUGAGCAGAUACGGGGCUGCGCGCCGCCCCCCGAGGACCCGCUCAAGCUGCUGGUGGACCUGGCGGACUUUGCCGUGCACUACCAGGCCAACGUCCGCGAAGCCGCCGCUUCAGCCGCCGCCUCUGCAGCAGCCGCGGCCUCUACCGGCGCAAGCGCCGGGCCGUUGAGCCCCGCGCCCAGUCCCGGCCCCACAACCAGCUACGCGCCCAGCCCCACGCCGCGCCAGCGCACGCCGGGCCGGGGUGGCGCCGGCGCCAGCGCCGCCGCUGGCGGCCCCGGGUCCCUCCCUGCGGGUGUGCUGGGUGCGGGCCACACGGAGGCUGAGUUCCGGCUGCUUGACGGGCUGGUGGAGCGGGCGGCGGUGCUGCUGGACAGCGGCGGUGGACCCAACCUGUUCCCCGCGGACAUAAUGGCGGAGCUUCAGCGCCAGGACCUGCGCCUGGACGGCGACCUGGAGUCCGCCACCACCCGGCUGGAGGCGGAGGCGGCGCGGCUGAGGGCGGCGCUGCCGGCGGUGCGCGCGGAGGAGGCGCGACUGGCGCAGGAGGUGGCGUUGGUCAGCGAUGAGGAGUGGGCGGCCUGCUCGGAGGCCACCCGGGCGCAGCUGGCGGCGCUGCUGGACAGCUCGGCAGCCUUCUACGACACAUUCAAGACGGGCCUGGGUGUGUGGUGUGCCGCCAGCACGGCGGCGGAGACGUGCGGCGUGGGCCCGCUGGCGUCCGAGCUGCUGGCCCGCUACGCCGCGGUGCAGCGGCUGGCGGCGGGGCUGGGCCGCAUCCGCGCCGCACACAGCCGCAUCACCGGUUGCGCGCCGCCGCUCACGCUGCUGGACCCUCAGACGCUGUCGCAGCUGGGUCGGCUGAGCGGCCAGGAGCUGGCGGCGCUGAGGGGGCGGGUGGCGGCGGAGCAGCGCGUGCUGGCGCUGCAGCCGGGGCCGGAGCAGGUGGCGCGGGCAGUGGCGGCGGCGCGGGCGGCGGGGGCCGUGAGCGUGGCGUGAGGAGCAGAAGCAGGCGAAGGCGGAGGUGGAGGUGGAGGAGCGAUUUGGCGGCUUGGAUACAAUGAGUUACCGUAGGUGCUGGCUUGGGCUAGGAGAGCGGGGCUGGGGCGGGGUCCUGCAUCGUGUCCUGUGCUCUAUCGCCUACGGUACGCAUGUUUUUGGUGGGACAAGAAGGCGCUACACGCCCUGACACACUUCCCACGGCCGUUCAUGAUGUCCAAUGAGCAUAUUGUAAGGCACCAGAACC
Chlamydomonas reinhardtii is the source of this 1611-nucleotide messenger RNA. RefSeq lists its product as uncharacterized. The coding region runs from base 99 to 1364 and encodes 421 amino acids. The transcript is spliced from 8 exons. The record is from RefSeq and is a predicted model, not a curated record. NCBI's taxonomy places the organism in Eukaryota, Viridiplantae, Chlorophyta, Chlorophyceae, Chlamydomonadales, Chlamydomonadaceae.